AUGCCCUCCUCCUCAUCAACCAGCUCGCCGCCUUCACUGUAUCUCCAGCGAGGCCCGCCGCGGGCGCACGUCCGCUACGCCAGCGACUCGAACAUUCCGCACACCGUUUACCACCAUCCUAAUACGAUCAUGGAGGACGUCGACCGGGAGACACGGCCGGGUUUGGAGACCUUCGAUUCCAGCGGCACUGGGAGUGGAAGUUCGAGUGGUGAAAGGGACGAAUACAUCCCUGGUCAAGAAGGUGGGGCUUUCAGCGAUAGCGAGGGAAUAUCUUCCAGGCAUUUUGGAGCAGCGCAGGGCGUGGACGAGACGACACCUUUGACGAACUGGAGUAGCUACGCGUGGACACCAAACAGUAGUAUCGGGAGGCAGAGCAUGCGGUCCUCCGUGGCGCCUACGCCAGGAUCGCAGUAUGAUUCCCUGCCGCCCGGGGCUGCGAUGACGAACGGUACCGUACCAGCUCAAAGACCGUCACGACCUGCCAAUACGCGACAACCGAGUAAUGCAUACGCGCCAGCUAGGAGACCGCACCAAUAUUCGAUUAACACCUCUGCAAGACCUCGCAAUUCUUCUACUCACAGGAAGAGAAAUCCAAACGCGGAAUACAGGGCACAAGAAAAGGCCUACGUACAGCGAAUACGGCAAGAUGCCCCUCACAUGGACGAGCUAUUCAAUGGCGAGCCUAGGACGCCUAGCCUUGAUUAUAGCUCAGGGUCUGAAUCGGAUGAGGAAUCUCCAACGGCAGGCAACUACGUCGAUCAUGAUGUGGGAGAGGUAGACACGUUAAUGUACUAUGGCAACGAAGAUCUAGAACCCUCAAUGGAGGAGCUGAAGAUACCUGCAAAUCGUGAAAGAUUGGAAUGGCAUGCGAUGUUGGCCAAUGUGCUCACGGGCGACGUCGUGAAGCAAGAGAAGAAACGUUUGAUUGGCGGCGCUGAGCAGGGAAACGAUAAUACGUUGAAGACGGAGGUGUGGAUAGGUGUGCGGGCAAAGACUUGUGGUCGGUCUGUUGCUGCGCAGAAGCGGCUGAUUGAGGAUGGACGAUCGAAGAUCAAAGCUCAGAUUGAGUCCAUUGUUGCCUUUGAGAUCAAAGGCGAGGCCGAGGUUGGCAAGUCGCCCGUCGAGCAGGUGCAAGAGAUUGUCAAGAAGAUCGAAAAGAUUGAAGGGCUCUACCCAACACGACAGACUUUUGAAGCUGCACAUCCCCGGGCUGCGAGUACUGCGUACAAAGAGAGCUGCGACGCGGUCAUAGCAUGGCACAACACAACGGAGCUGAUCAACACGGAGCUGGGCAUUCUACAAAGCUGGGUCGGCAACGUCGAGCUUGAUUUCACGAAGUCGCGAGAUCGACCUGGAGGCGAGGAGGGAAACCACUUGUUCGACGACAGCUCUUUCAUCGACCGGAUACUGAAAGAGGAUGGACUAAAAUCGCUGCAGGGCGAGAAGAGCUUGCUCAAUGGUGUCAACACCGUCAUCCACAAGGCCAAGGCUACGCUGAUCGGGAAUGCGGAAGCCUUCGCUGAUCGACAUUUGCCGCCAUACAUCGAAGAACUGCUCACCCUGAUAAACUUUCCCAGUCGCCUCAUUCAGGAGAUCAUCCGGAUGCGUUUGUCGUACGCUAAGAAAAUGAAGGACUCAGCACAACAAGGCGUGAUGACUGCAGAGCAGAUGAUUUUGCAAUUUAGAAUCUUGCUUCAGCUGGCUGUGAAAAUCAAGGAGUCGUACAACGCAAUCGCGCAACCCGAGCCAGGCUGGGACCUGCCGCCAUGCAUCGAUGACAAUUUUGACUCGGUAAUACUGGACGCCUUGCGUUUCUACUUCAAGAUGCUGAACUGGAAAUUGAUGGCAAACAAGAACACGUUCAAGGAAGCCGAAAUUCUUGAACAGGAGUGGGACUUCUCCAACGAACUAGGACGACAUCUGGACGGUGGAGAUGUCGAAGUCGCAGAACAGUUCUCCAGUCUCACUUCGAAUUCAAUGGGUCGACUCGCGAAGCACUUCGAAAAGGAACUUCAGCGGCCGCCAGAGGAGAUGUCUGGCACUGUCGAGAUGGACAAGAGAUACAAGGCUAUAUUGGACUCCGUCCGUGUGAGACAAAGAAAGAUCUUCCGCUUUGGCAGGAUUUUGGGCCAAAGAUUUGAGAAUGCCACAGAAUACAACAUCAACAUCAACAACGAGGUAUUCGACGAGCUGCUCCUGGCCUUGAGGCUAUCUGGACACUUCCUCGUGGAGACACCCGCCACAAGCCCGAACGGAGAUGGCAAACAUCAGUCGAAUAUCUAUAUCAUCGCCAGUCCAGCUUUAGCAGGCAGAGCCAAGGACAUCCAAAGCAUGCUCGGGACAUGCUACCACGCCGAGGACAGUCCAGAAGAUCCUAGCAAUCCAUAUGUCCUUAUCCUAAGACCGGAGAACCCACUUCUGUGGGAGGGGUCUCGCAUGGAAGGUACGCUCAGUAAUGAGAUGCUAAAGACGCCGCAGUCGCUCGGUCUGACCACUGGGCGUCUGCGGCUUGUUGCAGAUGGCAGCCAGCAGCGUCUGGCAAACGCCAACAUGACAUUUGCGAACGCGACUGGCAUGGACCUGACAAUUCUUGUGGAACAGCGCGCCAACCUUGGUAGAGUCAAUCAGGAGCUGGCCAAAAUUCGCAAGACUGCUCACAAGUUGUCCAACACCAUCAUGGACUCAGUUGCUAUUGUUCGUUCCCAGACCGAAGCUGCAGGCAGGAAAUGGGAGAGUCAGGAACUCAUCCAGACGUGCUUCGCUUUCGCAACCGAGUUCGGACAGCGUUCUGCCAUCCACAUGGACGUACAAAGAAGGGCGAUCAAUCAGCAUAAACUUACCAAGCUGGCGCUAGACUGGGUGUCGUUUAUUUGCGACGAUUGCGUUGCUUCCGAUCGCAAGACUUUCCGAUGGACUGUGGUCGCUCUGGAAUUUGCAAUGGUGAUGACAAGAGGUCAAAACAUCCUUAGUAUUAGUGACGAAGAGUAUGCACUGUUGAGACAAAAGGUCGCUGGGUGUAUGAAACUGCUAAUAAGCCACUUUGAUAUCAUGGGUGCGCGAGGAACGGUCGCUGCUCAGGCCGAAAAGCAGAGAAUGGACGCCAUGGUGGGAAAGCUUAGACUGGACAUUGGAAAGCUCAAGGAUGACGAAGAGAGCUCUCGGAUUGUACGCAUGCAAUGGCUGGACGAGCUGGAGAAGAUUGAUCAAAUUCGCAAAGACCGCGAGGCCGAACGACAGAAUCUUGGCCGAGUGCUGGAAGAUUCAACAGACGCAGACCGAGCACUCACGCAUCUGUCAGCGUCGGCUGGGAACGUUCAUCUCAGAUGGCAGCAGGGUCAAUUCGUCGGUGGAGGAACUUUCGGCUCCGUCUAUGCAGCCAUCAACCUGGAUAGCGGCCACCUGAUGGCAGUCAAGGAAAUUCGUCUCCAAGAUCCGAAGAUGAUCCCGACAAUUGUGGCGCAGAUCCGCGACGAAAUGGGUGUGUUACAAGUGCUCGACCAUCCCAACAUCGUGCAAUACUACGGCAUCGAACCCCAUCGUGACAAGGUCUACAUCUUCAUGGAAUACUGCAGCGGUGGCUCGUUGGCAGGGCUUCUGGAACACGGUCGCAUUGAGGAUGAGACAGUCAUUCAGGUCUAUGCGCUACAGAUGCUUGAGGGUCUUGGAUAUCUACACGAGGCCAAUGUAGUCCAUCGCGACAUCAAGCCCGAGAACAUCUUGUUGGACCACAACGGAGUUAUCAAGUUCGUUGAUUUUGGUGCCGCCAAGGUCAUCGCCAAGCAAGGCAAAACCAUCGUCGCAGACGGUGCAGAUGGAAGAGGUCGUCAGCGCUCUGUGCAAGGAACACCGAUGUACAUGAGUCCCGAAGUCAUCAAAGGAGCUCCGUCGGGAAAGCACUCGCACGCCCGCCUCGGUGCAGCAGACAUUUGGUCUCUCGGCUGCGUCAUCAGCGAAAUGGCCACCGGCUCGCGACCAUGGGCGAACCUCGACAACGACUUCGCAAUCAUGUACAACAUCGCCAACGGCAACACACCCAACCUGCCCAUCAAAGAUCAACUGUCCGAAGCCGGCUUGGACUUUCUGAAGCGCUGUUUCGACCGAGAUCCGGCCAAGAGGGCUUCUGCCGCGGAGCUCUUGCAGCACGAAUGGAUUCUGGGGAUCAAAGUGCAAUUGAGCUUGGAGCCGGGAACGCCUGCAACGCCCAGUGUCAGCGAGGUGAGUUUUGCGUUGAACACGCCUGUUAGCGCUUCGAGCCGGGAGGGAAGUUCAUUGAAGCAGGAAGAGACUGUCGAGGAAGAGGAGGCGGAGGGGGACGGCGAGGGAGAGUUUGAAGAGGAAGAUGAUUCAGGCUCGGAAGGCGAUCGGGGAAACGAAGAGCAGGAAGAAUAA
Messenger RNA from Lecanosticta acicola, 4389 nucleotides. NCBI's taxonomy places the organism in Eukaryota, Fungi, Ascomycota, Dothideomycetes, Mycosphaerellales, Mycosphaerellaceae. The record is from the annotation of a GenBank genome assembly.